Messenger RNA from Paramormyrops kingsleyae, 1368 nucleotides. It is a transcript of the gene rsad2, whose product is annotated as radical S-adenosyl methionine domain containing 2. Gene Ontology annotation, biological process: defense response to virus; positive regulation of immune response. Gene Ontology annotation, molecular function: catalytic activity; 4 iron, 4 sulfur cluster binding. The record is from RefSeq and is a predicted model, not a curated record. Gene Ontology annotation, cellular component: lipid droplet; mitochondrion; endoplasmic reticulum membrane. Lineage: Eukaryota; Metazoa; Chordata; Actinopteri; Osteoglossiformes; Mormyridae.
ACCGAGAUGCGGCUGAUAGUAUAAAUAAAUCCUCUCGUGUUUAAACGAGACCAGAGAAGAAAACUGAACAAUGUUUCUCUCAGCCAUAGUCGAUCUCUUGCAUUUUGUUUUUCAGGUGUGCAAGUCUGUCAGCCACCUUCACAUCUUCAGUGAUGUGGUGGGGUGGGCGCGCACCUGGAUGGGGCUUAUUUUUCGAAAUGUGCCGGGUCCUGGAAAAAAGGAUGUGCAGAAAGGAGAGGGGGACAUCGACAGAAUACUUAGGAAAAGCAAUAAUACAAACGCACCAACUCCCAGCAGCGUCAACUACCAUUUCACACGGCGGUGCAAUUAUAAAUGCGGGUUUUGCUUUCAUACCGCAAAAACGUCUUUCGUGCUGCCCCUCGAAGAAGCAAAGAGAGGGUUGCGUUUGCUGAAAGAAGCAGGAAUGGAAAAGAUUAACUUUUCUGGUGGGGAACCCUUUAUACAUGAGAGAGGCGACUUUCUCGGAAAACUGGUCCAGUACUGCAAACAUGAUCUUCAGCUUCCGAGUGUCAGCAUAGUAAGCAAUGGAAGCAUGAUCAGGGAGAGGUGGUUUCAGAAGUAUGGUGAAUACCUGGACAUCUUAGCUGUCUCUUGCGACAGCUUCAACGAGGACACCAACGUUCAGAUCGGCCGCACCCAAGGUCGUAAAAGUCACGUGGAGAACCUGAAACAGGUGCGAGACUGGUGCCGUCAAUACAAGGUGGCGUUCAAGAUCAACUCCGUCAUCUGCAGCUACAACGUGGACGAGGACAUGAGAGAGCAGAUAAUGGAGCUGAACCCCAUUCGCUGGAAGAUAUUUCAGUGUCUGCUGAUCGAGGGAGAGAACGUUGGGGAGAGUGCCCUCAGAGACGCAGAGAAGUUCGUCAUCAGCGAUGAACAAUUUCAAGAAUUCCAGGACCGGCACAGCGACAUCCAGUGUCUGGUUCCAGAAUCCAAUCAGAAGAUGCGCUUUCUCGAUUGCAGAGAGGGACGGAAGGACCCCUCGAAGUCCAUCCUUGACGUGGGUGUGGAGAACGCCGUUCAGUUCAGCGGCUUCGACGAGAAGAUGUUUCUAAAGAGGGGUGGCAGAUAUCUGUGGAGUAAAACUGAUAUGAAACUGGACUGGUGAUUUCCGGAAGCCAGUGGAUUGAGCUGUUUGUUUUCUUGAGGUUUUUUUUUUUUUUUUCGUGAAGUAUAUUGAAAUUCACUGUAUAUUGCUAUAUUUCUAAAAAUAUAUAAUUAUUUUUAACUUUUACUUGUGUUUCUGUGUAUUACAUUGUCUACAAUAAUUUCCAUCGUAGUUCUCCUAUAAUUCUAUUCUUUUUAUUUAUUAAUAUUGAUUUUAAGCUAAUUUCUUUGCAUUUCAUU